GCCAGUCAUCCACACCAGGCUGCGCUCUAGACCCCCCAAUUUUCUGGUCACAGCUGUGAGGCCCCACUCUACUCCUGUUCCAGACUCUAGGGAAGCGGAAGCGCAGGAUGCGGAAGUGGUGGCAACGCUGGCGCUUGGGGCCCGGGCAAGUGCCACCAUGGCAGCGGCGACCGCGGCGGGGGCUGGAGCUGCGGCUGUCGCGGAAACUGGAAGGGACCCGGCGGCCGCGGGGGGCCGGCGGCGAGUGCGUCAGGCCAGCCUGGCUGUGCUGGUUCUCCAGAAUGCAUCGCUGAUCCUGAGCAUCCGUUAUGCACGGACACAGCCAGGGCCACGCUUCCUGCCCACCACCGCUGUAGUCCUAGCCGAGCUGCUCAAGGGUGGCACCUGCCUCCUACUGCUAUUACUGCAGCACCGUGGCAGCAUGAAAGCGCUGGGGCUGGCGCUGCACGAGGCACUGGUGGUGCAGCGAGGCGACACCCUGCGCCUGGCUGUGCCAGCGCUCAUCUAUACCCUGCAGAACAACCUGCAGUAUGUGGCCAUCUCCAACCUGCCAGCCGCCACCUUCCAGGUCACCUACCAGCUGAAGAUCCUCACAACUGCUCUCUUCUCCGUUCUCCUCCUGGGCAAAAGCCUCUCGCGUCUCCAGUGGUUUUCGCUGGUCCUUCUAUUCCUCGGUGUGGCCUCCGUUCAAGCUGGCCAGGCUGGGGGUGCCGAGGUGGGGGGAGCCACAGCUGGAGAUGCCUCCCAGCCAUCCCAGAGCUAUGCAGCUGGCCUGGCAGCGGUGGCAGCUUCCUGCCUGUCCUCAGGCUUCGCUGGCGUCUACUUCGAGCGACUGCUGAAGGGUGGCGCAGCCUCAGUGUGGCUCCGCAACCUGCAGCUGGGCCUCUUUGGCACAGCCUUGGGGCUGCUGGGCAUGUGGCUGACGGAUGGGCCAGCUGUUGCCCACCGGGGCUUCUUCUAUGCCUACACACCGCUGGUGUGGGCUGUGGUGCUGAACCAGGCACUGGGGGGGCUGCUGGUGGCCGUGGUGGUGAAAUAUGCCGACAACAUCCUCAAGGGCUUUGCCACAUCGCUCUCCAUCGUGGCCUCCACAGCUGCCUCAGUGGGGCUCUUCGGCUUCCGUCCAGACCCACCCUUCCUGCUCGGCGCUAGCCUCGUGCUGGCUGCUGUCUACCUCUAUAGCCUGCCCCGCAGCGGGCCAGGCCAAGGGGACAAGGCGCCUGGGCCGCAGGCCCCACUGGGACCUCAGCCCCCUGGGCCGGAGACAGGAGUGGGCAAGGCACCAGAAAAAGAGAAGGGCUCCUGACUGCAGCCCUCAGCUACAUGGAUCCACCCCAGAGCUGGACGCAGCUCGGGCCUCUCCAGGAAGUGAUAUACUUAGCCCAUCUCCAGCUGU
Molecule: messenger RNA, 1396 nt
Organism: Alligator mississippiensis (American alligator)
Lineage: Eukaryota; Metazoa; Chordata; Crocodylia; Alligatoridae
Gene: SLC35A2
Product: solute carrier family 35 member A2
Exons: 6
Coding region: 158-1306 (382 amino acids)
Biological process (GO): pyrimidine nucleotide-sugar transmembrane transport
Cellular component (GO): Golgi membrane
Molecular function (GO): UDP-galactose transmembrane transporter activity
Source: RefSeq, a predicted model, not a curated record